Messenger RNA from Cololabis saira (Pacific saury), 2355 nucleotides. RefSeq names its product protocadherin alpha-8-like. NCBI's taxonomy places the organism in Eukaryota, Metazoa, Chordata, Actinopteri, Beloniformes, Belonidae. Gene Ontology annotation, biological process: homophilic cell-cell adhesion. Gene Ontology annotation, molecular function: calcium ion binding. The coding region runs from base 1 to 2355 and encodes 784 amino acids. The record is from RefSeq and is a predicted model, not a curated record. The transcript has a single exon. Gene Ontology annotation, cellular component: plasma membrane.
AUGGGACCGCGGUUUUGGCUUUUUGUGGUUGCUGUUUUGAACGUUUUAUGCAGUCGAGUUUUUGCACAGAUCAGAUAUUCAAUAUCUGAAGAGCUUGGAGAUGGAACUGUCGUUGGGAAUAUAGCAAAGGAUUUGGGACUGGAUAAGAGUGCUCUGAAAGAGAGAGGAUAUCGCGUCGUAGCAGGUUCCGGCGAUCCCCUGUUUGAGGUGAAUCAAAACGAUGGUAUCCUGUAUUUGAAGAGGAAUAUAGACAGAGAGGAAGUGUGCGAACAGAUAAAUCCGUGUUUGAUCAACUUGAAAACCGUUCUAGAAAACCCACUAGAAAUACAUUAUGUGUCUGUAGAAAUAGUAGACAUAAAUGAUCAUUCGCCCGUAUUUCCAGAGAAAGAGAAAAGGCUUGAAAUUUCCGAGUCGGCUCUACCAGGAGCAAGGUUUCAGUUACAGGCUGCGCGAGACCCUGAUGUCGGCCAGUUCUCCAUUCAGCAAUAUAGACUCAGCCAUAACCAAUAUUUCAGGGUAGAAGUCAAAGAUAGAGGCGAAGACCGUAAGGUUCCAUUUUUAGUUCUGCUAAAACAGUUAGAUAGAGAAACAGCUGCGAAGCACAGACUGCGUCUUACAGCUGUAGAUGGGGGGAAACCUGCGAAAUCAGGGGACAUAGAAAUAAUUGUAGAUGUGCUUGAUAUUAAUGAUAAUUCCCCACUUUUCACCAACGAAUUAUAUUCCACCACAGUCAAAGAAAACGUUCCAGUUGGUACAGUAGUAAUCCAGGUAAAUGCAACAGAUUUGGACGCCGGCCAAAAUGGUGAAAUUGUAUAUGCAUUUGGAAACGAAGUCGAUUUAAGAAUAAAGGAGCUUUUCAGUAUAGAUGAAAACACUGGUGAAGUUACAAUAAGAGGUCCGAUAGAUUUCGAGAAAAGUAAAAGUUUUGAAAUUGACAUACAGGCAUCUGAUAAAGGACCAGCUCCUCUAACCAGUGACAGAAGUGUAAUUAUAAAUAUUCUUGAUGUUAAUGACAAUUCACCUGAGAUAGAAGUGACGUCAUUUUCUACCUCUAUAAAGGAGGACUCAAAGAUUGGAACUACGGUUGCCCUUAUUAGUGUUAGAGAUUUAGACUCUGGAAUGAACGGCAAAGUCAUUUGCUCAAUCAAACAAGAUGUUCCUUUUACUUUAUCUCCGUCAUUACAAGAAAACAUGUACGCUGUUGUAAGCAAGUCGCAGCUGGACAGGGAAACAAUUCCUCAAUAUGACGUCACUAUUAUCGCAAAAGACACAGGCGAUCCCUCGUUUUCAACUGAAAAGACCAUAAGUGUUGUCGUAUCAGAUGUAAAUGACAACUUGCCGGAGUUUUCAUCAAGCCCCUACACUUUCUAUGUCACUGAAAAUAACAGCCCUGGAGAAUUUAUAUUUUCAGUAAAAGCUUAUGAUCGUGACGAUAGUGAUAAUGCUCUCAUUUCAUACCAUAUUUUGAGAAAUGCAAAUGGAGAUAAUAAGUUGUCCUCAUUUCUUAACAUAAAUACGGAAACAGGAGACAUCGUGGCGCUGAAAAGUUUCGACUUUGAAACUCUGAAAACUUUCCAGUUCCAAGUUGUUGCCACAGAUUCUGGAUCUCCGUCACUCAGCAGCAACGUCACAGUGAACGUGUUCAUUCUGGACCAGAACGAUAACGCUCCAGUCAUCCUGUAUCCAGUCAGCUCCAACGGUUCUGCUGAAGGUGUGGAGGAGAUUCCCCGCAACGUGAACGCAGGACACUUGGUGACUAAAGUCAGAGCCUAUGACGCUGAUAUAGGAUAUAACGGCUGGUUGCUGUUUUCACUGCAGAAAGUUAAGGACCACAGUCUGUUUGGUUUGGACCGCUACACAGGACAGAUCAGAACACUCCGCUCAUUCACAGAGACAGACGAGGCUGAACAUAAACUGGUCAUACUGGUCAAAGACAAUGGGAACGUUUCUCUCUCAGCAACAGUUACUGUGAUUGUCAAACUUGUGGAGCCAAAAGAAGCUUUUGCAGCUUCUGAUGUUAAAAGUCCAGCGAAAGAUGAUGAAGAUAAUAACGUGACUUUUUACCUGAUGAUCACUUUGGGAUCAGUUUCAGUUCUUUUUCUCAUCAGUAUCAUCGUGCUGAUUGCAAUGCAAUGCUCGAAAUCUACAGACUACACGUCUAAAUAUUUACAAGAGACUAACUAUGAUGGAACACUGUGUCACAGCAUCCAGUACAGAUCUGGAGACAAACGAUACAUGUUAGUUGGACCCAGAAUGAGCAUUGGAUCUACUAUAGUUCCUGGCAGCCACGCAAACACGCUAGUGCUACCUGACAGGAGACAUGCGUCUGGAGAGGUAAGGAUAGUCUUGCAGUAA